GCUGUCACCACAGCUACGCCAUAUCCUAGCAGAACUUUCUUGGGAAACCUGUGUUACGCAUUCUAGCGGCAGCACGGUACCUCCCAGGACCCCGGAGCCUGUAUUCGGCUUCCAAACCUCUUGAACUUUCUAAAACCUAAAUCAAUUUUCUCUUUUUGGAUGUUGUGAUAAGCAGCUUCAGAUUAGGAAAAUGUGGAGGGCUGUGAUCGGCGCCUUCCUCUUGUCGUGUAUGCUUGCUGUAUAUGCUCAGGAUGGUGAAAGUGAAUGUUUUGAUGCCCAGCUCAACCCGGUGCCGGAGGGACGACGUUGGAUACCUGAUGCGAAUGACCCCUGUUACAUCUGCCGCUGUAUGAAGAGCAAAGCUGUGUGCAAACAGAAGACAUGUAGACCAGUCGGCCGGUGUAAGAACGGGGCAGAGGCCAUCCAGCCCGAGGGAGAAUGUUGUCCGAAAUGCCCAGAUGGAGUUGAGGUUGAGAAGAAAGUGGCACAGGAGCCUGUGAAAAAAGAGACUGUAACAGUAGAGAAACCAAGACAGGACACUUCUAAUACGGUACGAGAUUCCAGCUCCGUGCAGUCCAACCAAAAGGCCGGACCCGCAUACUAUCCUCAACAGUACGCGGUUGCUGCUGCCAUUCCAGGACCACGAGGACCCCCAGGACCGCCAGGACCCCCAGGACCUCAAGGAUUCCAAGGCAUGAGAGGCCAAGCAGGUGAACCCGGUCCUUCGGGACAACCCGGUAUGAGAGGAUUUCCAGGACCUCCAGGUCCCCAGGGUCUUGAUGGAGAUGAAGGAAGUCCAGGAGAAGUAGGACCGCCUGGGGCUGUUGGACCUCCAGGUCCAUCUGGACGACCAGGAAUGCCAGGAAUGCCAGGAAUGAAGGGACACAGGGGAGCACCAGGUCGCCCAGGCCAAUCUGGAGAACAGGGAAAGCAAGGAGACAGUGGUAACCCCGGACCCCCUGGCCCCGCUGGUGGCCCCGGACAACAAGGAGCUAGAGGAGCCCCAGGAGAGAGAGGCCGAGACGGCUCACCAGGACCAGCAGGAAUGCGUGGAGAGGAUGGCUCAGCGGGCCAGCCAGGAUCCCCCGGUCCCACUGGUCCCCCCGGACCCCCAGGAUUCCCAGGAACACCAGGAUCAAAGGGAGAUGCAGGCAUGCAUGGUGAGCGCGGCCGUAUGGGGGCUAACGGAGCCCCUGGUAAGGAUGGUGUGGCUGGUAUUCCAGGAUCCCCUGGCCGCCCGGGACCUUCGGGAGAAGAUGGCUCCCCUGGGACCAAGGGAGACACUGGACUGGCAGGAUCCCCUGGAAACCCUGGAUUCCCAGGACCACAAGGACCUCCUGGGGCUGCUGGUAUUCCUGGCAGCCAAGGAUCAAAGGGAGAUGCUGGUCGUGAUGGUAGUCCUGGUAAUGCUGGAGAGCCUGGACAAACUGGCCCACCUGGACCAAACGGUGAGCGAGGACUGCCUGGACUGCCCGGAGUUGAAGGAAAGAGGGGAGCAACAGGCCCCCCUGGUUCCACGGGCCCUGCUGGGUCUGCAGGAGAACGGGGAGAACCUGGAAUGCAGGGAACCCCUGGACGACCGGGAUUCGGAGGAGCCCCUGGAAAAGAUGGUCCAAGAGGACAGACUGGUUCCCGGGGUGAUUCUGGCCCUCCAGGUUUGGCUGGAGCUAUUGGACCACCAGGACCUCCAGGAAUGAGGGGAAGUCCCGGCCACCCUGGACAGGAUGGAGCCCCAGGUGAACGUGGCCCUACAGGCAAUGCUGGUUUAGAUGGUACCCCAGGAGAGCAAGGACCUCAGGGAAUUGCAGGACCGCCAGGACUACAAGGACCCCAGGGUAUCAAGGGAGAAACGGGAGCUGGUGGCCGAGAUGGGGAGACGGGACGGCCCGGGAUCCAAGGACCCCGUGGGGAGCGUGGACCCUCCGGAGAAUCUGGACCAGAAGGACCUCCAGGAGCAACUGGACCUGCUGGAGAGACCGGCCAAACUGGAUCCCCUGGAGAGGCUGGAUUCCAGGGUCUGCCUGGACCUGGAGGACCCCCCGGUGAGGCCGGCAGGACUGGAAGCCCUGGGGAACCUGGAGUACCGGGUGAGGCUGGCACUCCUGGAGAGAGGGGAGAGCGUGGUCAUUCUGGAGAGACCGGUCAACCAGGACCGAGAGGAGCGGCCGGAGAGCGUGGUCAGCGAGGUCCAUCAGGAGAGAUGGGGAUGUCCGGUCCACCAGGUCCCUCGGGAGAGAGAGGCAAUCCGGGCACACAGGGACUUCCGGGUAUUCAAGGAGAAAGAGGAAUGAUUGGUCGUACAGGACAGAGAGGAGCAAGGGGCCCUGCAGGUGAGCGUGGUAACGAUGGUGAACCAGGAGCCCCAGGAGAACCAGGUACACCUGGUGUGGUUGGAGCCCCGGGUCCGUCUGGUCUGGUGGCAGCCAAGGGUGAGCGCGGUGAGUCUGGGCCAUCUGGUGAGCCAGGUCCUCCAGGAUCUUCAGGACAACGAGGACCAGCUGGUCCUCAGGGACAACAAGGACCUCCAGGAUUGUCUGGGCCACCAGGAGAGACUGGACAAUUGGGAUCUGAUGGUGCUCCUGGUGAAAAGGGAGAAACUGGUACACGUGGAUACCCAGGUGAACAGGGACAGAUUGGUGCACCAGGAAAAGAUGGCAGAGAAGGCAGGAAGGGAUCCCGAGGAACAUCAGGUUCUGCAGGAAGUGCUGGAACCCCCGGAGACCCAGGCCGACCGGGACCUCCAGGCUCCCCUGGAGCCCAGGGACCACCAGGAAUAUCAGGAGCUGCUGGCAAAGCCGGAGACAGGGGCCCACCAGGACAACCAGGAGCAGUUGGUCCCCAGGGAGAGCGAGGAUCUCCAGGAUUCCCAGGAGCACAGGGAGAGGCUGGUCCUGCAGGACAGGCUGGAGAAACGGGAGAGAUUGGAGCACCUGGCCGUGAUGGUAAAGACGGACCUACAGGUCCACCAGGCUUCCCCGGACCUGCUGGCGCUUCUGGACCUCCAGGCGAGCCAGGUCCUACUGGUUCUUCUGGCAAAGAUGGACUUCCUGGACCUCCUGGUAAAUCUGGGGAACGAGGAUCCCGUGGGGCUAGGGGACAAUCCGGACCGCCUGGACUCAAUGGACCAAUCGGAGCCCCUGGACCCAGUGGACCAGCUGGAUCUAACGGAGAGCGUGGAGAGAGGGGAGAGAGAGGCCAGCAAGGACCAAUGGGUUCAAGAGGAGCACAAGGUCUUCAAGGAGUACAAGGAAUGAAGGGUGAACAAGGAGAUAGGGGUGAAAAUGGUGCUAAGGGAGACAAAGGAUGGCCAGGCAUGCCAGGUGGUCAAGGUCGUCCUGGGCCGGCCGGAAACAAUGGAGAAAUGGGACCACCAGGACCUGCGGGAAUAGCAGGAAAACCAGGUCAGUCAGGCAGACGUGGAUCACCAGGAAAGCCUGGAUCACCAGGACAGAUGGGCCGACCAGGAUCUUCAGGACCAAGAGGACCAUCAGGAGACUUGGGACCACCAGGACAGCCAGGCCGACCAGGACCCCCAGGACCCCCAGGUCCUCCAGGCUAUGCACCAGUCUAUGCACCUCGACAGCAGCAGAGCAAGGGACCCGAUCCAUAUUAUCAAUAUGACCAGCCAUAUGCACCCAUGCCAACGUCUGUGAUAUUUGACCACGAGAAUCUUCAGAUUGUCAAGGAAGCCAUUAUCCGUGCUGGCCGAGCAUCUGGCGCCCGCCACUCACCCUCUGUCACAUGCAGACACAUCAAAGAGGACUUCCCAGACUCCAAGGAUGGAAAAUAUUGGAUUGAUCCUGAUGGUGAUUCUGGACAGAAUGCGAUGGAGGUGACAUGCAAGAUGGACACCAUGGAAACCUGCAUUGUCCCAAGCCCCGACGAGUUUGCACCAGACAAGUGGACAAAGAACAACAGACCUGGACAAUUCUUUAUGGAGGACAUUAACAAUGACAAAGAAUUCUGGUACAAGAUUGAGUCUUCCCAGCUCAACUUCCUGCAGCUGCACUCCGCUCAGGCUACACAAUCCAUCACUUACAACUGUUUCAACUCGAAUGCCUAUGGCACCAGGCUUAUAUCGGCUACAGGGGAGGAGCUGGACACCGCUGACGGGAGGUUCAGAAAAUCUACAUUUAUAACAACAGUACAGGACGAGUGUGAUAUGCCAAAUGCGAAAAACAACCAAUGGCACAAGAGUGUAUUUGAAGUAAAAACCAACCAAACAACAUUACUGCCAAUCUCUGACCUCCUACUGUUUGACAUUGGGGCAGAAAACCAACAGUUUGGAAUAGAAAUUGGAGAAGUCUGUUUCAGAUAAACAUUUUGUGCAAUUUAGACUUAUAUAUAUUCUUGUUAGAUGAGUGCAACAGUGGGGCCAAGAUAUUUCUUUAGUAUUUACCGGAGUAUUAUUAAUAUGGUUACUCAGCCCAUUCGAAAUCCGUCCAUUAUCGUAACGAAUGUAAGUUAGUAUAUGUCUUCAACAGUGCCUUAUGUAACAUGCACGUUGGUGUAUUAGCAAGAGAAAAACUGUGAUGCACACACAACGUAUUAAACUGUGAUAAACUAUCCACCUACACUUCACUGCCAAAGAUUUAUCCGUGAGCUGUGCAUUAUGGAAAAUAUGUCCACGUCUUCUUAAAAUACUAUUCUAUAAUGACAAUCAUUGUGAAAAUCAACUUCAUUAUUAAAAUAAAGGUUGGUGUUUGUUUCGGCAUCAGGCCGAAUGAUUAAUAAAAAAGUUAAAAUGUA
This is a messenger RNA of Gigantopelta aegis, 4749 nucleotides long. Its product is annotated as collagen alpha-1(I) chain-like. Lineage: Eukaryota; Metazoa; Mollusca; Gastropoda; Neomphalida; Peltospiridae. Bases 191 to 4318 code for a protein of 1375 amino acids. Gene Ontology annotation, molecular function: protein binding; extracellular matrix structural constituent. The transcript has 51 exons. The record is from RefSeq and is a predicted model, not a curated record.